This is a messenger RNA of Scutellospora calospora, 921 nucleotides long. The record is from the annotation of a GenBank genome assembly. NCBI's taxonomy places the organism in Eukaryota, Fungi, Glomeromycota, Glomeromycetes, Diversisporales, Gigasporaceae.
AUGAAUUUUGUAGAACUCAAGCCACCGAUAGGUACAAACCUAAUACGGUACAUGCUAGAACCAUUUACAUUAACAUUAUUUAUAAAAAUAGACAAAUGUAUUACACAAAGUUUACCUUUACCUACGGACUUGCCAAGUCAGGAUUUACAAAAACAAUUAUGUACUAUAGUUCCUACAGUAUUAACUGCUCAAAUUUGGACCAAUUCUAUUGAUAAAUAUUCUCCUGAGGGAAAAUGGCAUGAAUUAGAUAUGAAAGUAAAUAUUAUUUCUUUUGAUGAAGAAAAAAGUUCCCGGGAUUUAGAGGCAUUUACCACUGCCCAAUUUUGGAUUAUUCAAUUUCAAGGCACUAUAUUGCCAACUGCUACUGGUAGUUUUGGCUAUACGGUUCGCUGGAAGAACCAGGAUAAUGAUUGGAAUUGGGCGACUCGAUAUGGACAGCAUGGGUCAUUUAGUGUUGUGCCUCCUUUGCCUGAAAGUCCAUGGACGCAUGGCCCUCGAGCUGUUGAAAUAGAACCAGAUUUAUAUAUAGGAAACUACAUUGCGGCAAGUAGAGCAAAAAAAAGUGGAUUCCAAGCUGUUUUAACGGUAGCAAAAGAACUUGAACUACCUCCAGAAACUUUAGAAGGUAUCGAAUAUUUAAAAGUUCCUAUGAAAGAUGGUGCAAAUAAUAGAGUAGCAGACCGUGAUAUUAGUACCUGCGUGAAAUGGAUUCAAUUACAACUAGACAACAAACGGAAAACUCUUGUUCACUGUAGGGCAGGAAUGGGUCGUUCGGGAUCUAUAGGAAUUGCAUACAUCUAUUAUUAUCAUCCAAAUUUUUCUUAUAGACAAGCCUUACAAUAUGCUUGGUCAAAGAAACCCGACAUAUAUCCACAUGUUGGAUUACAACAGUCUUUGGAAAGGUUAUAUCCAAGGCUUUAA